AUAUUGUCAUCCAGUCCUGCCAGAGAAAAGCAGCAGCAGCAGUACGAGCAUCGCAGCGACGGGAAUCAGACGCUCUGAGCGACGGAGACGAGGAGAAAAGGAAUACACUGAUGAAGAAACAAAGAGGAAGAUGGAAUAAAACAAAACAAGCAUUCUACUGCUUCUCUUUGCUCUUCACACUUCUGUCUGGAGCAUCCCACACCACCAGUGAAAACACAUACAUAUGAUAUAUAUAUAAAAUUCCUAUACAUAUAUAUCAAAUUAUGCCUGUUUUCAAAGAAGCUGCAGCCGGACAAGGACUGAACUGACAGAAAAUCCAUUGCAUGAACAAUUGGGAGAUAAUAUGCAGCAUUUUGCCUAAAAACUGUUGCAUAUUAACGCUUUGAGAUUUUUCUUUUUUUGUGAGUAUUUUUUUGCUCAGAGGGGGGAAAAAGACAAAAACACAUUGAUGCAAAUGGAAAAUUUGGAGAAAAAAAAUACCCAAAAAACUGGGAGCUGAGUAGUUGAACAACAACAGAGAGCUUCUGCUGCACAGUCCUGUAUCUCCAAAGGCUUCUCUUGAAAACAGGAUAUUUGUGAUCUGCCAUUCGGCUAACGCAUCUCCAGUUGUCUCUGCCGUCCCAGUGGCCUGGGGAGCAUUAUUCCACACAGAGGCUGGUACAAGUCAGAGGGCAGAUCACAGGCUCUGACCCCACGCUGAUAUUUCCUCAGCAACGACUAAAAGCCAGGCUGGGCUCAGAGGAAAGGGGAGGUAAGUUGUGAGGACAGACAGAAAGAAGCAAAAAUAUCAGAGAGAAGACAGCAGAUUAAGAACAGAUCACAGAUAAAAAACUGAGCCAAAAGCAGACCAUCGAAGGAGGGAAUGAAUCCAUGAAUCCAUUCUGUGGGACGCUCCACUCUGCUCAAGCAAUUACGGCACGUUUCUCUCUUUUUCAGCUUCUCUUGAGGAUGAAGGAGCACUAAGACAUUAAGAUCACAGAUUCAGAAUCACAUCGUCAGCCCUCCCCUCUCUCUUUCUCCUCUCAUCUUAGCAGGGUUAGGACUGAGCAGGCUGACAGUCCCAGCUGGUGUCCUGGGUCUGCUAGAGACCCUGGAUCCCUGAGAGGAGGGGUUUCAGAGGAGUGUUCCCAGCAACAGGAGCCACACCGAGCACAAAGAGCCGCUGGAAGGCUCCAGACUGACACUGACAGCGUCCUGUCACCAGGGGGAUCUCAGCUGAUUGGGAGUGUCUGUGUGAGAGAGACAGAAAACACGCCUCAGGUGCAAGAGGGAUGCUUUUGGAUGUAGUCACCACAGGAUUUCAGCUUGACAAGAGCCUGGAGUAAUGCUCUAAAGAAUCCUGAGCAGCUGCUGUUACCUGUUGGGCUGCAGAGAGGAGGGACCAACCCUGCAUCACCUUAGAAAAUAAAAACUGAAUAUCCAACACCACUAAUAAAGACUGGGCAUACACUUCUCACAGGAGUAGAAGGUGGCAGCGAAAAGAUGCCCACCACAAAAAUAAAAAGCUUCCUUUGAACGGUGACUCUGAGAGUAGGAGGAAGAUAGAAGCGAGUUAAAGUGAGCAGAAGUGGAGGACAGAGAAGUCCAGAGCGCCGUCAGGAACCACAGUUCUCACUUUUGGAGGAUUAUUCAUCCACUCAGCAGGGAGCUGAUUGCUGGAAAUGCCAGAGGCGAGUUCAUUCGUCGGCAACACGCCCUCCUAAACUGGAUUCCCUCCAAGUCACCGGAUUUGUCUUCAACCGCCUCUGCUGUCUGCUGAUGACAUAUGGCUUUGUGAAAGGAUCUUUACGUUGGACCUGUCAGCUUUUCCUCUUCGCCACCAAGACCUCACACACAUUAAAGAUGGGCUCCUCCUUGCAUCCAGUGCUGAUAAAGUUCCCCCUGGCCAUUCUCCUGGGCUUUACCUCUCUGUGUGGACUGAACUCUCAGCCUUCAGGUCAGGCUCUGGCUCAGGUCUCCUCCAACAACCAGACCACAGAACCCUCCAUGGUACCGGAGGCGGCUCUGGCCACGCCCACACCGGACGUGGCAGAUGACCAAACGGCUCUGAGCAGUGGCAACCGUUGCUGGGGUUACUAUGAUGUCAUGGGCCAGUGGGACCCGCCCUUCAACUGUAACGCAGGUAUCUACCUGUUCUGCUGUGGUUCCUGCUUCUACCGCUUCUGCUGCCAGUUCAAAGUCCAUAGUUUGGACCAGACUUCCUGUUCUAACUACGACACACCUGUGUGGGCGAACACUGGCCGACCGCCAGCACCCGUCACUGAGGUCCACGAGGAACCGGACCGGGACCGGACCCACAUGAUCGUCUAUAUUAUCUGUGGAGUGGUGGCCAUCAUGGUGCUAGUGGGGAUUUUCACCAAGCUGGGGCUGGAGAAGAGUCAAGGAGGACAGACUGACAUGACCAACUCCAGGACUCUGACGGAGCUUCUGAAGCAGCCGGGGGAGGCAGGAGUGGUGGAUGGAAGCGGAGUUCAUCAUCCUAUCGGGACAAACGGCAUCUCGGCCAGACCACUGCGCUCCAACAACGAUCACAACCAUCUGAACAACGCUGCUCUGUCUCCUCUGGGUCCGGCCAUGGCCUUGUCUCACCCUCAUAACAACCUGGGAAUCGGCUUCAACAAGUACACCUCUCUAAAGGCCGUGGACACAAGCGCAAGAGACUACUACAAGAGCUACCCAAUGGUGGAUUACACCCAUCGCCAGUCUCCUCCCACUUUCCAGCCAAUCAACUUCCACCCCAAGGACAAGCCUUUCCUCCCACCACCUGACAUCCAUGCACCACUGGCCAUCACCAUCAACGCCUCCCAGAUCCCCAAGCCUAAGAUCUCCAAGACCAACACCCACCCACUCACCUCCAGCUCGGCCUUCAAGGCAUGGGACCCAAGUAAGAGCCACAUCCAGCACCCGGUGGCCUCCCACAUGAGCCUCGGGCAGCAGCAUCACCCCAUCCAGCAGCAACAGCAACAGCAGCACCAGCCGCUGCACCAGCAGAACAGCCGGCGCCAGGCCUACUCCAACAAGAGGCAGUUCAGCAUCGAGACGCUGCCGGAGCUCUUCUCACAGCCGCUGGGUUACGGCCACUCACCACACAUGCACCCGAAGCACAAGGGACUGGCCACCAACAGCAAGACAGAGGUCACUGUGUGAUAAAGGGAACAAACGGCAUGAAUGGAAAAACAACAAACAAAAAAAACUGGUGGAGUUGAAGGAAAAAUGCUUUGAUAUCUUUUCUAUAUCCACAGCUACAAUGGCGUGAGGCGGCAAGCAAAUAUCGUAUCUGGAAUUUUUUUAGACAAACAAUAAUAAUAAUGUGAGUGACCGCUAUCAGAAACCCACCCUAAUCCAGCUCAUCGGCAGCCACAGAUGAGCUGUGAAGGUGGUGGUUUGGAAGGUGUUGGCUGUGACUCUUUGAACCCAGCAGCUCUUCUAAAUAAUUGAGUGGCCUCUUGGUGUGCUGGCACAGCUCUCUCCUCCGUCUCCUCUCAACCCCCUGGCACCUUGAUGGCAUUCUGCUGCUCUGUAGUGCCACUCCACCACGUUCAAAUGUUCAAAUCCCAACACAAAGGUUCUAUUUACCCCACCAACUAGCCCUAUUCUGAGACUGUCAGAAAGGCUGGUGGGGGGAGGGUUUCCACCAAGACUUUGGCUUCCCAUCAGCAGAUGCAAUGCCAUUGUGUUGUCAGCAUCCAUUGCCCUGCGGCCCUCCAAAGAGUGAGAUAUCAGCCGGGCAAGUCAUACCAGAGAUGAGGGCAGGGUAGCGUGGGAGGGAUGGAGGGAUUCAUCUCAGUCCAAGGGCAAAUGAGAUGAGAACCACACACACACACACACACACACACACACACACACGUGUGUAUGUGUUGCUAUCAUUGUGGGGACAUACCAUUGACUCCCAUUCAUAUCUAACCCCUAACCCUAAACCCAACCAAACCCUAACCCUGACCAAAACAAUGGCUAACCCUAAAGAAACAUUUUUGCACUUUUAAUUUUUUCAGUAACAACAACAUGGCCAAGAAAACACUGUUUAAACUUGAGGUCCCCACAAGUGACAUAGUUUUCGGUUUUCCUACAGUUGUGGGGACAUUGGGUCCCCACAAUAUAGCAAAAACAUGGGCACACACACACACACACACACACACACACACACACACACACACACACACACACACACACACACACACACACACACACACACACACACACACACACACACACACUUGUCAAAAUUUCCAGAAGGUUCCCAGCAGUGUCAACCCCACCACUUCACCCCCUCUGAGACACAAACAAAUGCACACACUUCUCCACACACCCAUCCAACAAAACUGGGCAGAUGAACAAGCAAGCUCUCUCACUGUUUGUAGUUAUAGCUUGUUGGACAGCAGAUUUCAGUCACAGUCUCUCCCUGUAACUAUGGAUGUUUAACUGGUUAACUGCUUCACAUAAAAUAGCUCCUGUAUCCAAUAACAAGGUCAUCACGAAGUCACCUCAUUCUCUGCAGAAUUGUGUACAUCCGCUUUGCUAUUUUUGGCCCCAUACAUUUGGGAUAACUGGUUUUCAUGAGUACAUGCUAAUCAGUUUUUGGUUACAGGAAGAGAUAGCAGUGGUGGAUUCAGGAACACCUUACCUCAAUCUCAGUUGUGUUUACUGCUGCAAAGCCAACAAAAUCUGAAAGGCUGACGCCACGUGUCGGUGCACUGCAAUUUACUUAACACUCCAGCACUAAAAGUGAAUGAAAGCAAGCACUUAAACAAAGAGCAGUGUAACCCAGCACCCGGUGGCCUGGUCAGCUCUCUCAUGCUGACAGAGAUAUUGCCGCAAGUGUUUUUGGUGGCACAAUGGUCGAAUUUCAAAUGUCGAAAAUGGGCACAAAAUAACGGUCAUUCAGAAGAAAGUACAACGUAAUGCACUCUCAUUGCAACCAAUUGUAACCCUAGUUACUGAUUUCAGUGGUAUUUACUUUGACAGUUAGGGUGGGGACAGACUAUCUUGAUGAUAGUUCUGUUGUUCUCUGAUCUCUUUGUGCUGGAGGUGUGACCAGCCAGUUCAAAGAUGAAACUGCAAAGUUGCCUAAUUUGCGUGUUGUUUUUUCACCGCUUGUCAUGAACAAGAUGAGAUCUGAGUGCUGCAAAAUAAAUACGAGAAGUUCUAAAGAGUUGCAUGUGGUCACCAGGGACAGCUUUACCCCUGCUCUUGAUUCAAUAUCUCCAAAAUGCAGCCCAACAGUUGCACAACUGUACACCUGCUCGACUUGAGAUGUGCAGGUGUGCAGGGUUUGGAGUUGCUUAGAGGAAUAUUCCAGUUUAUCUUCCAUGUUAGCGGCAUUCUCCUGCACUUUUUCAACGAUCCAGUCCAUAUCACCAUGAUUAACCAUCUAAAGUGUCUCACAGUUGUUGGCAUAAUAAUCUUCCAAUAAGUAUCUUCUUAUUGUAAGCAUUAUAGCCUUCCAUUUGUUUGUAUUUUUCUUGCUUUCAGCCCUGAGAGCCAACUGAGAAUACACUGCACUGCAUGCAUUCCUCCAUACUGCACAGUACAGAACAGUCAGCGUGGCGCACUGAUUGAAUUCAUAUUCAUGUGUUAUCAUGAGGACAGCAGCUUUGCCGCAGUGCAUAUGCCUGGCACAUUCUACAGCACAUCAGGCAGGUGGUGGAAGCUCAUCAAACAGCAGUGCUUUCCAGUUGCAUACUAUUUAGCACUUUCUCUAAGUCCCCACCGCUCUCACUCUCUUUCUGUCUUUCCAUCUGUCUCUCUUUCACUUUCUAGCAGUGAAAGAGCACUUUCUAGCACUUUCUUCCACCGCCUGACCUCCCCUCUGUCCAUCCAUAUCUGUGAGGUUUUUGAAGACUGACUUCUCCAGAUUUACUCCGUGAUAGCACCCACACAAACUUGACUGCAUUCAUACCAGCAUCCACCAACACUGUCUGUAACAUGAAAGCGACAUAAAAAUUCAUAUCUAGAGAUUUUCUGGCGUUUUUUACGUGAAUGAUUCAGAUUCGUUGAUUAGCAGAAAUGCUAGUCAACCAAAUCCCAGCCAAACCCUAAUCCUAUAGCUCUUAUUCUCGCAUGCUGUGGGUUAUGGUUAGCUAACAGCUAACAGCUAACACUGCGACGGCUGAGGGUUAGGGUUAUGGGAAAAACCUGUUAGGCAAGCUGUUGUGCAGUGCUGCGGGGAGCAGCAGAGGAUGGGGAGAGUGCUGGCGACUGCAUGAGUGCAGAUGCAGUGAAUAUGCAUCAAACGCAUCUGCGCUCAUGCAGUCGCCUUCGUGGCUUCCCUGUCUCUUUGACUUUUAUCCCCAUGAGGGAUGAGACCUACCAUGAGACUAUCUUGAUGGUUAGCCUAAGCCUAGAUCUCUGGCCUUUAAAAGCAUUACCAAAAUAUUCUGUGGGGUCUGUCCUUAAUCACUCGGAAUGCAUUAGAGGUUGGGAACAAACGAGGAAUGACAGCGAGUAAACAAGCAAUAUGCGUCAGUAAAGCAAUAAGCGCUCAACCGUCCUCUCCCUAUCCCUAUCUUCUCUCUGUCUGUCUGUGUGGAGCCCUCCUUAGAGUUUAGGGGUGGAUGCUAAUGAGGCUGUUGAAACCGAAGGGAGAGACGAGCAAACAAGCAGGACUGUGCAGAGGGGGGCUUGAGAGAAGCUGAAGGAGAUGAGACGAGAAAAGAGGAAUGGGGUUGCAUGGACACAGCUGAUACAGCGAUGGUCGUUCAUUCUGGGUUUUAUCUCUAAACAACCAGCUUUCAAAAGCAUCAUGUGGCUGUAGAUGGGAAGUUCUCCAAUUCACACAGCACCGGGAGGUGGCAGAAGUGCACUGUACGGCAGCUGACGCUGACAAGCAGCCUUGUGGGGCGAACACAACAACAACAACAACAACAACAACAACAACAACAACAACACUGGCUAGAGUCAGUAGACACAGACUAAAACUUCCUCAUAUUCUGUUGACUGACAGAGUCAAAGCGAGCACUGUGAUUGGCUGAUGCCUUCAUCAGAGGUGCCACAAUCACUCCCUGGAAAACAGAACGUCAUCGUUGAUGUUGAGGAUGAACAUCAUCUAACUGAAAACAGCUGCGGUGAAGCUGAAUAAAUGUGACUGAAAAGGCCUCUGAUGAGCCACAGUUUUGCCUCUGUUGUAGACACUUGAACACAUGCACAAACACACAUGAAACAGUCACAGAGGUAUAAGACUAAUUCUAUCCUACGUACAAUGUCCACAGCAUUGUGGUGUGAAACAGGACCAAAAGCCUUGGAUCAGGAGAAACUGAGUACACCUAACUGAUGCUUUCCAAAACAGUGAGAAUGCUGAGACUGUUUCAGAUCAUCAGCUUAGAGUGCGUUUUACUCAAUCUCUCCUGAUGAACAACAGACUAUGGCGUCGCUCGCUCAUCUCAGAGCUAACUGACUGUUGUAUGUAAAACUUCCUCUCUAUAAAAUACACAAUGCAAGUAUUCUACAACAGGUUAUCUGAAUGCAACCUGGUAGACAUACUUGGGCUCCAUGAUCCCUAGCAAUAUAUAGAUUAUGGUGUAUGGUUCAAUUGUUUCUUUGUUUUCUGUCAGUUUUUGUACGGUGUUUUACAGAGGAUUGUGCUCAGUAGAAAAAAUUAAUUUGACCAAUGGAAACUUAAAAGUGCUUCCAGAUUUUAGACUCAUGGCUGGCUGUGCACCCUUCAACCCUAACCCUAUCCCAUCAUUUCAAGUCACAUUGCAAGUCACCUGUUUGAAGCUUGUGAUCUUGGUAUACAUGUCGUGGAAACACAAAGAUUUUAAAGAUAUUGCAUUGUAUCCAAGUGCUUUGCCAACACGUUAGCUGAAAGAAUCAGUGAUUUCUUGUACAGUUUUUGCAUCUGCAAAAUGAAAUAAUAAUUGUGAUUAUUUGUCAUGCGUUGUUUCAUGAUAAUUUGUAUUAGGCAGCAAUAGGCUGUCUUGGAUUGCUAUGUACUACUUGUACUACUUGUGUAUGCUGUACCAUUUGUCUGCUGUGAAAUUUGUUGACUACUCAGCUUAUAUAAGGGCUUUUUAUAGAUGUAAAAGCAGACUGGGCAAUCUGAUGUCACUCAAGACAAAUUUCUCAAGAGUUUUGUUUUUAUGUUUGAAGAGAAUUUAUGAACAGAAUUUUCAUGCAUACAAAAUAAAGUUUUAACUAACUGAAAUGUCUAUAGGCACUCAUACUACAUUGGCCCAUGUGUCCUGUUUGAAUAAAUCUUUCAAGAAAUA
Molecule: messenger RNA, 8204 nt
Organism: Acanthochromis polyacanthus (spiny chromis)
Lineage: Eukaryota; Metazoa; Chordata; Actinopteri; Pomacentridae
Product: protein shisa-8
Exons: 6
Coding region: 1759-3147 (462 amino acids)
Biological process (GO): regulation of short-term neuronal synaptic plasticity; regulation of AMPA receptor activity
Cellular component (GO): postsynaptic density; postsynaptic membrane; dendritic spine membrane
Source: RefSeq, a predicted model, not a curated record